CAGUAAUUUCUUUUUUUUCUUUCUAGUUCUAAGCCCUGAUGUGAAACUUUUUUGACAUUUCUGCGUUUUGGCGACAUUCAGCUUUAUUGAGAUCAGUUCUACCUUCUGUUUAUCGUAAGUGCGCGUGCGCCUAACCGGACAAAGAUGGCGACCAACGGAGAAGAGCCUGACGGCUUUGAUAUGCAAUUUCUAUUUCGGACUCUGGCGGAAAGAGACCCGAGCAAAAGGAAGGUCAAACCCGCUCAACAUGCUUUCAUGGACAUGGGUCAUGUCACAGAGAGUAGUUCUGAUGAUGAAGACUACACGGUUCCGGAAGAUGAGCUGAACGCGGACUCUGAUGCCAUUAGUGAUUCCGGUUCGGACUCCCCCAAUGUCGCCAGUGCCGAAGAGGACGAGGCAAUUACGGCGAACGGAGAAAAGGAGCCGCCGGGGAAGGACGUCAAAGCUUCGACUGAUGCGUAUAGUGCUGAUGUUACCGAACUGCUGAAAAAAUUGGAUCACAAGCUCAUCUGCUGCGCGUGUCUCGGUAUGGAGAGUCUUCCGAAUGACGAGUUGAUCGAGUGCGAUGGUUGCGGGAUUAUGAUACAUGAAGGGUGUUAUUACGGAAUACCCGAAGACGCAUCUGAAAGCAGUUCCGUAUCCUCUUGCUCGUCGGAUCCUUGGUUUUGCGAUGCUUGCAAGGCUGGAAACUUCAACCCGCGCUGCGAACUGUGUCCUAACACUGGUGGUGCUUUCAAAGAAACGGAUGCAGGUCACUGGGUACACAUUGUCUGUGCCCUCUUUGUGCGUGGGGUCGCAUUCGUUAAUCCGGAGAGACUCGAAGGAAUGACUCUUUUCGAACUUUCGAAUUCAGCAUUCGGAUCGAAAGCUUGCGCCUAUUGUGAAGACGUGGCGCUGAGCAAGACUGGUGUGUGCGUUGUCUGUGAUGCCGGAAUGUGUCGCAUUGUGUUCCAUGGUACAUGUGGUCAGAAAGAAGGACUUCUUCUUUUCCCGCACGAAGACGGGAACUUGUCGGCUCCUGGAGAGCAAGUUGACCCUUAUUUGGCUCACUGCAAACUUCAUUCCGAAAAAUCACGCAUGAGGGACAAGAAAACGCGAUACAAUGCGUUGCAUGGGCUCAUGAAGAUGCGGGUUCAAGAAAGAAUCGAGCGGAGCGAAAAUGCCGAAAGACUCAAAAUUCCUCUACCGCCUCAGUUUGAUCCCAAGCGAAUGUUACGCAAACUCAUGAAGCAGCAAACUCUGUACGAGAAAGCGAAAGCCAGCAGAGGUGAUGCGUGGGUGCCAACGGAACGAAUUCCGCGCCUUUUGAAUACGUCUCCGGAAAGCGUGAUUAAUAUGCGUCACAAGAUUACUCUAAUGAACCUGGAUCCUAUUGCUAUGGAAGACACCUUGGCGCAGCAACAGAGCAUAGCAGACAUCGGCCGUAAACAUGGUCUAAAACCUGCGUUCUCAGUCGAGUUCGUGGCAUAUUUCAUCGAUCGGAGUAAACGUAUGAUGACGUUUCGGGAGGAACUGGCUGAUGCUCAAAAAAGUCGGGCUUUGUUAGCUGAAAGGGCAAAAGGUGCCUUGGAAGUUUUCGAGGAGGCUAAGAAUCGGAAUGAAGUUGCGUCACAGAAGUUCGAAACUGCGAGGAAUGAAGCGGAGAUGCUGUUCGGUUGUAUUUGUGAUGUUUCUGGGAAGACCUUGGGUACUCCGCGGUGCCUCGAGCCUCCACCUCCACCAAUUAGACCAUUCUUCGCGAGUCCUGUGCGAAUGACGAGCAAUGCGAGGAAACUCUACGAUGCAGUUGAAACGACUCAAAAUAAUUCGUCGUCCGGCAGCAAAAAGCUGAUGAAGAAACGAAGUCCGAAUCACAAAGGAAUCUUGAUGAAAUGUACCACUUGCGAUUCAACGAAGGAGCAGCACUCCAUAGUGACUUGUGACACGUGUCAUCAGAGCUAUCACAUGGCGUGUGUUGUGCCUCCAUUGGAAAGGAUGCCAAAGAAGACGAAGCUUUACGGCUGGCAAUGUAACGAAUGCGUAGCAGAAGUUUCCACGGACUCGGAAAAAGAAGCGGUGGACACUGAAGCUCCGCGAAAACUCCGUGGAGCCUUGUCGCGUCCUCGCAAGCAAGUUUACGAGGCGGAUUCCAUAAUCUUAGAUGACGGGUCUAGUAGUAUAUCUGACAGCAUUGCGAAUGCUGGAGUGUCCAAACCAUUAGUUACCGUGCCCAAACGGAAGAAGAAACGUUCCGAAGGUGAUCAGGUUCCUUCAGUCUCUGACAGCGUGGACCUGAACCACUCCGUACCUGUUGGCGAUGGUUCGCCAGAGACGUCGCCAAAAAAGAAGAAGCGACGCAUCAACGUCAGCGGGGCUGCUGAUGGCCCGCACGCUGUGGAAGACGGCUUGUCACUGUCGGGUAAAGCCGCCUCUUCGACAGGCGAACCCAGCGCGGGACGAAGUCGCCGAAUUUCAGCAUCUCGAGCGAAACGUGGCUCGUCUCCUGAGAAGACGACCUGUGAUGUAUGCAACAUGCCCGGCACUGGUAGUGAUACGGUUCGUUGUGACGAAUGCAAGCGUUGCUUCCAUUUCCAAUGUUUGGACCCUCCGGUUCUGAAAUCUCCGAAAGUACGCGGGUACUCUUGGCAUUGUGAAGACUGUGACAACGCGUCGGAGACUUCAGACGGGCCGAGAUUCUCUGAAAUGAAGGAGACUCCGAAAGAAAAGCGUCGCUCUGCGUUACGCGAGCUAGAUAAGCAGAACAGCCGAACCCGAGAAUGGGUCGCUGCUCAGCAAGAAGCCGCAGAGACAGCAAAUGGUGAAGAGCUCGAUGAAGACGGUGUUCUGCAAAUUGAUGAAUAGCCACUGACGCGUAUCUCGGCCGUUUUGCUUGUUUUCUGGUUGAACAAAGUCCCUGUUUUCUCUUUCGGCUCCGGACAACAACAACAAAAAAUCACGCAACAACUGAUUUUUUUUUUCUCGUGUAAAUUCAAGCUUCGGAAAUCCGUCGCGUUCAGUUUUUUUUCGGGAUGUAUUUUCGUUUUCUUUCCAAUUUAUGACUGUUGUCCUGGAGUUCAGAGAUGAAGAGGACAUUCUUUGGCGUGCGAAGGUAUUCUCGUUCAUGCACGUACGCAAUUUCAUGUUUAUUUCGUUGUGCUAUUUGAAAAAUCCGUGUUGGUUCUGCUGUGAACUUCUUUUAACUCAUGAUUAACGGACAGGUGUGAUGCGUGUACUUCGACCAUUGGCGGGGUUUUCUUGCUUUUCAUCAGCAGUUGUGAACCCCGGUCUUCGUGGAUCCAGUAUUCGCCGGAAAACUUGCUUUUAUGCAAAGGUAUGGCGUUGAAUGAAAACUCUGUCGAGCAAACGGGACUGGAAGGAGUGACCGCGGAAGAAAUGGAUCUCUUUGAGAAACAGCUCUCGCAGUGGAAAACGAGUUCUACAAGGGCCAGUGUUCCUGCUAACCCCGACCGCGUCC
Molecule: messenger RNA, 3454 nt
Organism: Notodromas monacha
Lineage: Eukaryota; Metazoa; Arthropoda; Ostracoda; Podocopida; Cyprididae
Source: the annotation of a GenBank genome assembly